Schistosoma intercalatum is the source of this 6107-nucleotide messenger RNA. Lineage: Eukaryota; Metazoa; Platyhelminthes; Trematoda; Strigeidida; Schistosomatidae. The record is from the annotation of a GenBank genome assembly.
AUGCCUCCAUCUAAAUUACAUUCUUGUAAAACUAAAACAUCAAAUCAAAAUAUCACUCAAUUUAAAUCAAUUGAUGAUACUGAUACUUACAGUUGUCAUAGUAACACUGAUUCAAAAUCAUUUGAAUCGACAAAUUAUAAAAUACCAAAAUCCACUCAACUUUAUUAUCCAUUAAAACAUUGUAAAAUAACAAAUAAUAAUAAUAAUAAUAAUGAUUUAAUUUAUAAAACCAAUUUACAACAAGAUAAAUUGAAUAAUCAAAUUAAAUCACAAUUACAUACAUCUAUAACAAAAUUACCAAAAUCUAUGAUACAUAAACAAAUAAAAUUUAUAGAACAUGGAUCACAAGGUAAUAAGAAAAAUACUACCGUAGCAACAAUAAAAAAUACAAUUUCAACAUCAAAACAAUCAGAAAACAAAAUGGUUACACAAACAUCACCUAUUUUAACAUCGAUAAAACAUGAUGAACAAUAUUUGAAAUCAACUUUAAUCAGUAAACCAAAACAUUCAUCACAAGUUCAGCUAGCCAACACUAUCACUAAUCAUCAUAAUACAUUUGAUAAAAGUAAUGUUAAUCAAUAUAUGAAUAUUAAUAAUAAUAAUAAUGCUGAAAAAAUAAUGCUUAAAGAUAUUAAAUCUUAUCCUCCAAUACGAAAAUUAUCAACUAGGACUAAUAAUAAGAAUAAUAUACUUAAUACUCAUAAUCACCAUUCAUUAAUACCUGUAUUCCAGGGGAAGUUAAUUAGUUCCACUGUUCCGAUGACAGUAAAUACUAUUACUACUACUACGACGACGACGAUGACGACGACUACGACUACAAACACUGUCGUAUCUAGUUGUUUCAUGUCAAAUUUAGCAUUGAAAAAGAAUUAUUUAGGUUAUAAUUUAGAUGAACAGAACAUAAAACAAAUUAAUAAAUAUACAAGUUUCAAAGAAACUGAUCUAACUCCUAAAUAUUUAGACAAUAUUAAAAGUGCAUCAGUAUCAGAUUUAAGUCAUUCCGGUUUAAGAAUUAAUCAUAAAAUUAUGGAUAAUAGUAAUAAUCAUAAUCAUAAUAAACCAAUGGAAAUAUCACCUUUAUUGAGUAAAUCAUCAUCUGGAAUAAUCAAGACAGAAUUGAAUUCAUUCAGUGAUACAUCCAUUACACUGGAUCCUAUAAAUCAUCAUCCUAAAAUAACAAUUAUUCGUGAAAAUAAUCAUAAUCAUGUAAAAAUGAAUUCAUAUCCAAAAUUACCAAUUACAACUAGAUCAGCUUAUAGAAAAGAUAUCCAAUUACAUAAUAAUAAUACUAAUAAUAGUAAUAUUCCAAGUUAUAAAUCAUCAAUUAGUCAAUCUCCAUUGUCAAAUAUAUCUUGUGAAAGUUUACCUAAUGUAAAUAAUUCUAUCAUAAAACAAUUUAAUUCAUCAACAUUAUAUCUGAACAAUAAUGAUAAUAAUAAUUAUUAUAAAAUGAAUGAUAUUACAUGGAAGAUUCCUGAUACAAUAGAACGAUAUAAUUCAAAUGAAGAGAUUGGGGUAGAUCUUUCAACUUCAGAAAAAAUUAUGCAAUAUACUACUAAUAAUACAAUUACUACUAUUACUACAACAACAACUACUACUACUACUACUGCUACUAAUAGUAAUAAUAAUCAAUCAUAUAUAAAUAAAAUUGGUUUAUUGAAACAAUAUGGUCAUUAUAAAUCAACACCAAAUAUAAAUACAACACUAAAAAAAUCAAGAACACCAAUAAAAUUAACAAAAGUUAAAGAAGAAUAUGUGACACAUAUAGCUAGACCAUUAAAACCGGAAUUCGGUAUGAAUCAUUAUAAUGCAUUCAGUGAACAAGAUUUAUCUGGGAGAAUGAUAAAAUUAAGUGAGAAAGAAAACAAUCGAAGACAUAGUGAAUUGAAUUAUUUGCAUAGUCCAUAUGAUCAUUAUUCAUAUCAACAUAUAAAUCAAAAGAAAUUAAAUGGUGAUAUUGACGAUAAUGUUGACAAUGUUCAAUCAACAACAUGGAGACAUAAUAGUUAUGACCGAAAUUUAGAUAAGAAAUCAGAUGAAGAUCCUAUUCAACCAAUCAUUAUACAAAGACAUUAUGGUUCAAAUAAUUUUAUUUCAAGUAAACCAUUUGAUAAGAAUAACUUAUUAUGUUCUGAACACCAUAAUGAUCAAUCUAAUCAUUAUUAUACAAAAAAUUUACAUUCAGAAUCUCCAUCAGAUCAUUUUAAUGGUCAUUUAAGCUAUCAUCCAUCUGAAGAAUCAUUAUUAAACGAUACAAAAGCAUUGAAUGGAUUUAAUAAUAAUCAUGAUUAUUGUAAUUAUUCACAAUCAUUAAAUCAUAAUUACAUAUGUAAUGGAAUUAAUUCGAUGAAUGAUACAAAAUUAAGUGGAAUCUAUAAAAAAAUUAAUCAGAAACAACCUAAUCGUAUAUUACCUAGAAGGCCACGUUCAUUAAUACAAGAUAAUCAUUAUGAUAUUAAUAUUAAUAAUAAUAAUAAUAAUAAUCAAUAUGAUUUAUCCAAUGAAUUACGUAAUAAUCAUGGUUACAGUCAUAAUAAUAUUUAUGAUAGUUUACAUAGUAAUACUAAUGGGUACUACAAUUAUAAAGAAUCCAUUGAUGAUUUACAUUCGAUUACACCGAAUCUAUUCCGAAAAUAUGAUUCUCAACAAUCAUAUCAUAGUAAUAAUACUAUAAAUGAUAAUAUUAGUAUAAUUACGGAUGGUUAUAAUUCAUAUGACUAUCGAUGUAAUAAUAAUAAUAAUAAUGAAAUAGUUAAUAAAACACGAACAUGGACAAUAACAGAUCUUGAUGUUGCCUUUCACCCAGAUUCAUAUAUUGCUAAUAAACGAAAAUAUAAAUCUAAUUAUAAUGAAACAUAUCAUAGAUUAAAUGAUUUAAUAAAUUUACAACAUAGUACUACAGAAUACAAUUUAAAUACAGCCAGUACUACUACUACUACCACUACUACUACUACUACUAACAAUAAUAUCAGUAGUAUAUCAUGCCCUAUAACUAUGAAUACAAUCAAUCCUAUCAAAUCAUUAACACCGAUUUCAAUUAAAAUUCAACAAAAUAAUAAACAAUUAAAUCAAUAUGAAUUAGAUCAUUCAAUAAGUGAUAUAUGUUCAACAAAUUCAUCAUUAUCAGAUCAUACUACUAAUGGUAUGAAUUAUUCCUAUCCAACUCAUUCAUUAUCAUUAUCAUUAAAUAGAGAUAAAAGAAAAGAUCAUCAUACUAAUAUUACCACUACCAAUAAUAAUCAUAAUAAUGUAUGUUAUAAACAUCGUACAUUACCAUUAUUACCUAAUUCAAAUGAAUAUCAACACCACCAUCACAACAACAAACACAACCAUCACCACCACCACCAACACCAAUAUCCUUAUAUUCCAUUAACAUCAUCUCAAUUAAUUACACCUAAAAUAACAUGGCGUAUAAAAAAUUCUAAAGAAAAUUAUUAUAAUAAAAAAUUAUUAAAAUUAAUUGAACAAUUACCAUAUAAUAAACAAAAUUCAAUUGGUUUAAUAUUAUUAACAAUGGAUGUGAAAUUAUGUAAUUCUAUACAUAAUCCAUCCGAUAUUAAUCAUAAUAAUAAUAAUAAUAAUAAUAAUAAUAAUAAUAAUAAUGGUAAUAGUAAUAAUAAUAGUAAUAGUCAUAGUAACAGUAAUAAUACUGGUAAUUAUUCCGAUAUAUUCUCUGGUGGUUUAGAAUAUCGUCUACGUGAAGCAUUACAAUUAGUGGAACCAAAUAAUAAAUUAAUGAAUGAAUUUGAUUAUUGUCAUUAUAAAACAAUAAAUGAAUUAAAUAAAAUAGAUUUAAAUAAAAUUAUUGAUGUUCGAAGUAGAAAAAAUGUCAGUGAAUCCAAAAAAUCAUCAACCAACUUUGUUAAAGAAUCACCUAAAGAAGAUGGUCGUGAAUCUGGAAUAGAUCCAGAUACAUUAGACGAAACAUCAACAUCAAUGAUUGGAAAUUCUUUAAGCUUAAAUGAUAUGAAAUAUACUACUAAUGAUCUUAGUCAUACUACUGAAGUACACAAACCAAAUGUAAUUACAAUAUUAAGACGAUUAGCAAGAUAUUUAGCUUUACGGAUAGCCAAUAAACGUCAUAGUCUAGCUACAGCAAAUCAACAUGUUGCAAGAAAUGCCAUUGAAGAAAAACUUUUACGUUCUAGAUUAAGUGAAUUAAAUACCGAUCAUUAUUAUCAUCAUGAUAAUAUAAUGAAUAGUUGGAAUUCAUUAAAUUCAAUUGAAAUCAAUCAUGGUACAAUUGUGAAUCGAUUUGAUCGAUUACAUAAUAAUACAAUUGCUGUUAUUCAAUUAUUAUGUCAAUUAGCAAGACGUUUAGCUAUAUUAGAUGGACAAUUAUAUUAUUUAAAUAAAAAUAAAUAUAAUGAUCAUGUUGUAUUAUUAUGUAAUAACAAUAAUAAUAAUACUAAUGAUAAUCCGUCAUUAUUAUCCUAUAAUCAUGUGACAUCAUUAACCUCUGGUACAUCAUCAAUUCUAUCAAAUCACUUCUUGAAUGAUUUCAACAAUAAUAAUAGUAAUACCAAUCGGAAUAGUAACUGUGAAUUGUCACAAAUUAUUGAACAACAAAAACGUUUAAUUAUACAAAUUAAAGAAGCUCAAUUAUUACGAGCUGAAUUAGAAACAUGUCGACAUCGUUUAUUAGAAAGUAUACCGGGUCAUAUAAAAUGUGAUUUAACACAUAAUAUGAUUGAUAAAUUAGGAAGAGAUUUCACUAAUGAUAAUAAUAAUAAUAAGUCUACAACAAAUACUACUAAUCAAAAUAUUAGUAAUCAUAAUACAACAGAAUGUAAAUUAACAUCAUAUACAAAUAGUGAAUUGAAUCAACAAAAUCAAACAGAUCAGAAUACUACUACUACUAAUGAUAAUAGUAGUAAUAAUAAUGAAAAAUCAAUAUCCAAUAAAAUGAAUGAACAAGAAGAUCAAUUAAAUUGUCAACAAUCGAUUAUGAAUACAACACAAUUACUUAGACAACGUGUUACUGAACAUUUAAUUGAAUUUUUAAAUUGGUUUGUAUUAUCACAAAUAUUUGAAACAGAAAUCAAAGUAGAUCAAGAUUUAUGGGAAAGUAUUCAAGAUGAAUUAAGAUUUGAAUUAUCCUAUUAAAUCUAUUCAAUUAAUCUUUAUUUAAUACUUACACAUUAUUUGUGAAGUAUUUUUGUUGUUGCUGCUGUUGUUGUUGUUUUAAUUUAUUAAUAAAUAUGUACAAAAAAAAAGAGAAAAAGAAAAGAAAAACACAAAGAGAAUCUUUCAAAGUAAAAAAAAAUAGAAAUAGGGAUUCAAAAAAACAAAACAACCACCGCCACCACCACCACCACCACCACAACAACAACAACGGCACUCAUGGUGAUACAUAAAAAAUCGAUUAUUUUUUUGUUUUGUUUUUUUCUUGAUAAAUGAUAUUCAAUAUUCUUAUUUAAAAGAUGACAUAAUAAUUUUAUUGUUGUAUUUAAAUUCUUUUUUUCAAAUCAAUUUUCCCGCCUCUUUUUUUUGAAAUUUUUAUUUGUUUUUUUUUGUAUUUUAUGUAAUGUGAUUGUGACUUGUUUUUGUUUCCAACCAUGAUAUUAACAUCAUUGAUAAUUGUUAACAAUAUAAAUGUGUAUAUUCAUUAUAUAGAUAUAUAUGGGGGGAUUGUUUUGUCGUCAUAAUGAACUCCCUUCCACUGAUACAAGCAUAUUUGUCUAUAUAGACAUACUUACUUAGUUACUUACUUACACACACAUAUAUAUACAUACAUACAUAAAUACACAUGUACACCUAAUAUAUCAUUCAUUAUAUUUAGAUAUUAUCAAAUAUAUAUAUAUAUACUCAUUCUGUGAACUAAUACUUUCCUUUUUACUGUAUCUUUGAUAAUGUUGUGUUUGUUUGUUUUUGGAUUAAAAUAAUGUUGGAACUGGGUUUUCAUCAUAAGAUGUCGUAAGUCUUCUAAAAUGAAGAUCAUCUAACUUCUACGACAGAGUUUAAAUUAUUUUUUUGGUUAGUGUCUUUAUACCUAGCCCGUCUGUGCUUGUGAUUGGUAGUAACAUCAAAGGAGCUCCAGACGGAGUUAAAAGCAAGCUGAUUUGUAUGAUAAUUCUGAUUGAAUGUAUAGUCAUUAUAUAUAUAAG